Molecule: messenger RNA, 549 nt
Organism: Aspergillus oryzae RIB40
Lineage: Eukaryota; Fungi; Ascomycota; Eurotiomycetes; Eurotiales; Aspergillaceae
Product: peroxiredoxin family protein
Exons: 5
Coding region: 1-549 (182 amino acids)
Biological process (GO): cellular response to oxidative stress; hydrogen peroxide catabolic process; cell redox homeostasis
Cellular component (GO): peroxisome; mitochondrion; cytoplasm
Molecular function (GO): thioredoxin peroxidase activity
Source: RefSeq, a predicted model, not a curated record
AUGUUCGCUGCCCGCCGUCUCACCGCUGGUGUUCCCCGCGUCUUCUCCCAGAGGGCUUUGUUCCACAACACUGCUCCUGCUUUCGUCCAAAAGGGCGACUCCAUUCCCAACCUUGAUGUUCUGGUUGAGGACUCUCCCGGCAACAAGGUCAACCUCGCCAGCGAGCUGAAGGGCAAGGGCGUCAUUGUCGGCGUUCCCGCAGCUUUCAGCCCUGCCUGCUCCAGCUCCCACGUCCCCGGAUAUAUCAACCACCCCAAACUCAAGGAAGCCGGUCAGGUCUUCGUUGUCUCGGUCAAUGAUCCUUUCGUCAUGAAGGCGUGGGCCACCUCUCUCGACCCCUCCGGCAAGAGCGGUAUCCGCUUCCUGGGCGACCCCACCGGCAAGUUCUCCGAGGCGCUCGAUGUCACCUUCGAUAGCUCCUCCAUCUUCGGAAACCACCGCAGCAAGCGCUACGCCCUGCUGGUCGAGAACGGCAAGGUUAAGGAGGCUUUCGUGGAGCCCGACAACACCGGUCUCGACGUGUCCGCCGCCGAGAAGGUCCUUGCUUAA